AUGCUCCUUCAAAUUUUGCAGUACCUACAGGGCACGCCAAAGACUUCAACCUGCAUCUACUCGUUCGUCGCCCUCGCUCUCCCGAUAUGCCUCUUCUUCAGCUUCAUCAUCCGCAACGGAGACAUCGGCUCGACGCGGAGAAGGCUGCGGCACCUGAAGAAGCUCGGCUCGACCGUCAGUAACAUGGCGGAUCAGUACGACCCCAAGUACGACGUACCAGAGGGAACCGAAACUACUGGACCGAUCCGCAUCAAGUCCAUUUAUAUCCACCCGAUCAAGUCAUGCGGCUUCAUUGAAGUAAGCCGGGCCCUACUCACCAAGACUGGGUUCCUGUACGACAGAUGCUUCGCUCUGGCCACGGAGGUAGCCGAUCCGGAUACUGGAGUGGUGUUGUGGAAGUUCAUCAGCCAGCGUACCAAGCCACAGAUGUGCCAUAUCAAGACGGAAAUCUGGGUACCGCACAAAAACAGCAGCCAAGAUGAAUCAUUGGUUCAAGCUGGCGGGUGUGUGGUUGUGACAUUCCCAGACCCGGAUCCUCCCUCUUGGACCCAACGGCUUGAAACAUUCCUGCACACGUGGAAUCCCUCAACGAAACCCGAAGUCUCAUUCACUAUGCCUCUGCAGCCUACGCCCGCCCUGGUAGACGAAUUUGAUAUCAGUCUAAAGACCUUUGGCAUCCACGCGCGGGAUGCAAGCGGUCUUGACUUGGGCAAGAUCCCCUCCGUAGCCGCAGCCCUGCCGAAACUGAGAAGGUUCCUGGCGAUCCCUGAGAAACGAGGCCUCACGCUCACGAGAUGCACCCCGGACACUCUGACCCGCACCGACAGAAACCUGGCGCCGCUCGAAUACAUUGGCUCGCCAGCGGUCCAUGGCUACACUGACCAGCAGCCCGUCAAUCUCAACAGCUUGUCCUCGGUCCACGCCGUAUCUGCUCUUCUUCCACCUGAAAACCAGCCCCUGGAUGCCCUUCGUUUCCGUGCAAAUCUCUGGAUCACUGGCACGCCGGCUUUUGCAGAGGAAACAUGGAAACGCUACCGUAUUCUUCUCAAGGGUACGAGCAAAGACCCUCGAGCCGAUGUGUCGCCGAAGCUAUCAGUGGUCUGUCGAACGUCACGGUGUACAAUGCCCAACGUCAACCUUGAAACGGGCACCUUCGACGCGGAUAACCCAUCUACGGAGAGGAAAAAGGGAAACCCUCAGCCAAGCACAACGUUGAUUGAGCAUCGUACUCCCGAGACCGGAAACCCGAAGGCACUAGGGUACAUUGGGAUGCAUUGCGUGCCAGAAGACGCAGACUUGGAGGAGGCGGAGAAUCAAGGACUGGGAUUGUAUGUUGAAGUUGGUGAUGAGGUUGAGGUCCUCGAAACGGGGGAGCAUUUGUUCGGAUCUACUGGCAAUGAUUACUAG
Colletotrichum spaethianum is the source of this 1407-nucleotide messenger RNA. RefSeq lists its product as uncharacterized. Gene Ontology annotation, molecular function: molybdenum ion binding; catalytic activity; pyridoxal phosphate binding. The transcript has a single exon. The record is from RefSeq and is a predicted model, not a curated record. Bases 1 to 1407 code for a protein of 468 amino acids. NCBI's taxonomy places the organism in Eukaryota, Fungi, Ascomycota, Sordariomycetes, Glomerellales, Glomerellaceae.